Molecule: messenger RNA, 1278 nt
Organism: Photinus pyralis (common eastern firefly)
Lineage: Eukaryota; Metazoa; Arthropoda; Insecta; Coleoptera; Lampyridae
Product: dynein regulatory complex protein 9
Exons: 2
Coding region: 238-1278 (346 amino acids)
Biological process (GO): cilium organization
Cellular component (GO): cytoplasm; motile cilium
Molecular function (GO): protein binding
Source: RefSeq, a predicted model, not a curated record
UUGGAACACACUGUGUAAGGAUUAUUUCCUUUUAAUAAUUUUCCACCUACCUUGAUCACCUACUAGCGUUGCAAGAGCUGAGGUGCACGGUUUGGAGAGGGGAUAGCCCUACAGAAUUAAUUUGAAGCGUUGCUAGGAGUCGUUAUUGACAUAAUACUGUCGUAAUAUAGCAGUAUAGUAUUGAAGUUUUUUCUGAUGCCUUUUUUCCCAUUUUUGUUGUAUUAAAUUAAUGUAAAUAUGACUCAAUCCAAUACCGAAGAUAAAUAUGCAACCCUAUCGCCCGUUGUAGCAAUAGCGUGUGCUACAGUUUUGGAAGAUGCCAUCGACCAAUUGACAAUUUUAGGAAAAAUUGGCGAUUUGCCUACGGUUUCGGCGGAUUUCACCCAGAAAACUCCCGAGGAACGUUUCGGCAGUUACGUCGCCGAAGUGCAAGUCUUCGAUCCCGAGACCAUAGAGCCGUACGAAGAGUCGAUGAAAAAGGCGAAGUAUGUCAAUUUUCAAACCGAUCGGUCCUACAUCGAAACCGUUCUCGGUGAAGUGAUGAAGUCGCUCGUGAAAUCCGGCAGUUACGGUUGCUUAAUCGACCACAUCAAUCAACACAAUGCCAAUGUAAAGAUGGAAAAUGACAUAUUGGAGACGCACAAGGAAAAUUUGGAAAUGUACCACGGACUCGAGGAGAAUUUGGAACGACAGAGGGAAGAAAGCCUGGUCGAGCUACAGCAACUGUCCAAAUCUAUCGGAAAGCUAAAGGACCAAAUCGAGGACCUAAAAAUUGAGAACGCCAUCAAAUUAAACUACGUGAAAAAUUGGGAAGAAGCGCGACUCGAUCAGAACAAUUACGCCCUCGACCACUCGGAGGCGAGUUACACGAGAACGAUCGAAGACACAAAAAGCGACAUCGAAAAAGAAAUACGCAUAAACGUGGAGAUUGAGUCGUUCAUAACGGAAACCGAACAAGAUUACGCACAACAGAUUCAGUACUGGAUGGACCGUUACGAUAACGAAAUCGAAGCUCGCGAUACAGAAAUUCAGGUGCUGAAAGAGAAACGAGAGGAGCAAUUCAAUCGGCUACAGGAGCUGUCGUUAAUAUACGAGAAGCGCAAGGAAGAGAUCGAGGCCUACUUGGUUUUAAAGGAAAAGCGGCGAUUGGUCGAGGAGGCUAGGCUUAGACGGCUGCGCGCUUGCAUAAAGCUACAGGCUUGGUGGAGGGGAGUGAUGGUGCGCAGAUGUCUUGGACCCUUCAAAAAAAAGUCGGCUCCGUCGAAAAAGAAGAAAUAA